AUGGGGUCUAGACAUACUAGGGCCAUUCCCGAUGGCAUCUGCUCAACGAAUAUUCCUGCUGGUAGCUACAGAUUACUUCACAAAGUGGGUAGAAGCUUAACCUUUGGCAACCAUCAUAGAAAAGAAAGUGAAAGGGAUGAUCAUGGAACAGAAUUCGACUCAGAUGCGUUCAGAGCUUUUUGUUAUCGAUGGGGAAUCAGCCUAAGAAUGGCAUCUGUAGCAUACCCCCAAGCAAACGAACAAGCCGAAGCAAGCAACAAGACCAUACUACACGGCUUAAAGACCCGACUAGAGAAGGCAAAAGGUGGAUGGGCCGAUGAACUCCCCAGCAUCUUGUGGGCAUAUCGCACAACUAGUCGUGUACCCACCGAGGAAACACCUUUCAGCUUGGCAUAUGGAACUGACGCCCUUAUCCCUGUGGAAGUGGACCUUGGCUCACCCUGA
This is a messenger RNA of Diospyros lotus (date-plum), 444 nucleotides long. RefSeq lists its product as uncharacterized. Bases 1 to 444 code for a protein of 147 amino acids. Gene Ontology annotation, biological process: DNA integration. The record is from RefSeq and is a predicted model, not a curated record. Gene Ontology annotation, molecular function: nucleic acid binding. NCBI's taxonomy places the organism in Eukaryota, Viridiplantae, Streptophyta, Magnoliopsida, Ericales, Ebenaceae. The transcript has 2 exons.